AUGAAGGCGAUGGGAACUCGACAGCUGUGCAGACGCAAGCCGCGUCUGCCACAUGGCGCUUCAACUCUCCAUGCUGACCAAGCCCACUGGCGUGGCCUGUCACGCACCACGACGGGUGCCGGUACUAGUGCAGAAGCCGCUCGCCCAGCCACGUCCCUCACCUCCUCGCUCGUUUCUGUGUCACCCUCCUCCACCCUCGCUUGCCCUCGCCGCUUCUUCUGGAAUUCCUUCGCGUCCGCCACUACAGGUGCCACCUCCGCGAUGCAUGGCUCCGUUGCGGAGCGAAAUGCUGAGCAGCUUGCAAAGAGAGUGGAGAAGGUACACCAUGACGCCGGCCUUGAAAAUGAGCGGCUUCUUGGGGCGUGUCUGGACCUGCUCGGGAUGUGCAGCGGCAACGCGGCCGGAUCACUGCCGUCCAACGCGCUCGAUGAGGUUGCACGUGAUCGCAUCGGGGUGCUUGUUGACGUCCUCCUGCACGACCACCACCGCACCCCAGCAGAGCAGUUCGACCUUGUCUACACCGCUCUGUGCCUGCCAGCCGCGCAGCAUCACCGGCAGGUGCAGCGGAGCCUGCUGGUGGUCCUCCGCUCCGUCGUCCCGGAGACGCUCUACCGCGUGUUCGAGAGCGUGGAUCUCUUUCUGCUGCAGGAUGACGAGCAGUCGCUGCGCCAGCGUGAUGUGCUUAUGAAAUUCGUGCACGCGCUGCUUGGAGAACUCCAUGUACCGGAUGGUUUGGUGGAGGAGGAGGUUCUCUCCGUGUAUGUGGAGAACAUGAAGGCGGUGUUUCCGGUGCUCGCCACCUGUCCUGCAUGGCAGGUGGUGGAGCGCGAUGCCGUGACAAUCGCUUUGAAGGCUAAG
Leishmania braziliensis MHOM/BR/75/M2904 is the source of this 858-nucleotide messenger RNA. RefSeq lists its product as hypothetical. NCBI's taxonomy places the organism in Eukaryota, Euglenozoa, Kinetoplastea, Trypanosomatida, Trypanosomatidae. The record is from RefSeq and is a predicted model, not a curated record. The annotation marks the transcript as partial. The transcript has a single exon.